Messenger RNA from Conger conger (European conger), 1843 nucleotides. It is a transcript of the gene cks2, whose product is annotated as CDC28 protein kinase regulatory subunit 2. Bases 172 to 402 code for a protein of 76 amino acids. Gene Ontology annotation, molecular function: cyclin-dependent protein serine/threonine kinase activator activity; ubiquitin binding; histone binding. Lineage: Eukaryota; Metazoa; Chordata; Actinopteri; Anguilliformes; Congridae. The record is from RefSeq and is a predicted model, not a curated record. Gene Ontology annotation, cellular component: cyclin-dependent protein kinase holoenzyme complex; SCF ubiquitin ligase complex. Gene Ontology annotation, biological process: regulation of mitotic cell cycle. The transcript is spliced from 3 exons.
GAGCGGACGCGGGCCGUUUGAGUUUAAAUUCUUGAGUGCUGCUGAGUGGAGUAACAGUCUGAGGACAGGCAUAAGAAAGCAAAAUACACGAAACCAGGCGGCUAGAAGUCGACGUUAUCAUUCUACAAAGAACAACCGCGUUACUACUUGUUAAAUAUUUGAAAAGAUAAAAUGUCGAAAAAACAAAUUUACUACUCUGACAAAUACACGGAUGAAGAAUAUGAGUACAGACACGUCAUGCUGCCGAAGCAGUUGUCCAAACUGGUACCCACCUCCCACCUGAUGUCCGAGGAGGAGUGGAGGGGCCUAGGUGUACAGCAGAGUCAGGGCUGGAUCCACUACAUGAUUCAUAAGCCAGAGCCGCAUAUACUGCUGUUCCGGAGGCCUCUCCCAAAGGAAUGAGAACGAAACUGAAGACUCGGGUCAAAAAAAAACUAAACAAACAAACAAACAAACAAAAAACUAUAUCUCAACAGAACUGCACUUGUGUACAGGCCGCGUGUGGUUGUACAUGUUUGACUCAUGCGACACUCAUUACUCGUAGUCCUCUUCCAAAUCUUACCACGUGUGUCUAUUUAUAAUGAAUACGUUAUAUAGAGGCAGCCUCGGGGUCACAAUGAAAGAUGCACGACGCAACCCACCUCCCCAAAAGAAGGCUAAAAUGCCCCACAACCUGGAAGUAUAGAGCAACAAAGCAGUAUUUCAUUGGCCGUGCAAAAUACACAUUUUCCCAAGAAAUGUAUAUUUUGAUGUAAAAAUUUGCUGCUUGGAUUAAUUGUUGUAUUGUUCGAGACCCCGAAACAUGACCGUUGGACCCUGUCUGAACCAGAAGACUUUUGGUCGUUGGCUGCUAUGAAGAGUGUUUUUUUGUUGUUGUUUUUUUUUGUUUUUGAUUGGUGGAAAUUGCUGGUGUAUGUGUUAAUUAUAUUUUUUGCCAUUGCCGUUGUUACUAGGCCAGUGCAUAUAUACCUGAUAUUUCUGCUUAAAAACCGUACUGAAGUUCAUAUGAUAGAUGUUCAUAGUUCAGUGUUUGCGUUUUCAGUUUUAAAUGCUGUAAACAGGAUGUCUAUAGUUUUUCUUUCGGUGAAAUCUUGCUGAAGCUGAUUUCCAUGGAAUUUAAGUCAUGAGGACAAUGUAUUAAAGUUCACCAUUACAUGCUUGAUGUGUAAGCUUUGAGGUCACAUGCAUGAAUGAUUAAAACGAUAGCUAUAUACCGUCUCAACAGUCCAAAUUCUGCCGUAUGCUAUUGUCUGUUCAAAGUGUGCUGUCCAACACUAUAUAUCGUAGACUUCCAGCUCAGUUUAGUGAAAUAUUCACCAACAAGUUGCAUGUGUGUAAACGGACGUGUAACAAAUGAAACAGACAGGGCGUGUCCGGUUUCUCUUGGUAAAUUAAAACUUGCACAUCUUUGAAUCGGAAGAACCGCAUGUACCGAUGAGCAUCUGAAUAGCCGGAGGUGUUCUCCCCCCUAAACUUCAAAGAUUCCAAAGCCGUUUUUAAACGGCCAGAAUUAGUUUGUAUAUUCCGAGUUGGUUUUCUUUUUUUAAUCUUUCUUUUUAAUCUUUCCAAAGAACAGCACCUUUUUAGUAAUCAUACAGACUUUUAGCUGCAAACCAGUUCCUUGUACAUUUUUAGAUUUGUUUUUGUAUUGUCCCACUGCUGUAAAUUCCUGUCUUAUUUCUGUGUGUAUUUUUGUAUUUUACGUUUGAGUGUGGAAAGUGGAGGUGCUCUACAUUGCUGUGGCUAAUGCUCUUUCAGUCUGCCGUGUACAGUGCAUUUUAUGACUGCUUUUCUGUUCCCUGAUGUGGAAUCCUAAAGUAAAGGUCAAAGGUCAGAAAAACGA